GUUUUAACAAGAGCGCGAAGAAAACAAAUGUCACGUGACUUUUGCUAGCUAACAUGUUUAAUCAAACUUUAAAGACGUUUCCUGACAAAAAGCUGGCGCCGCCAGCUCCCGGGAACCUGAAGCCCCUCCCCCUCGCCCUCGCCGUCACAUUCCUCCGCCCUGACUCACCGCGGGAACCUUCGCUUGACGCCAUGAAGACAGACAAAGGUGGUGGCGACAUAAAGCCUCAGACGGCCAGCAUCACCUGAGGAACUGGAAGGUGAUGCUGUGGCUGGUGGCGGCGCUGCUGGCGCUGGUGGAGGACGCCUUGUCCGAGGAGGACGUUCCAGAGGGCAACCUGGACUUGCAAGGUGUCCUGGUCCUGGGGCAGCCCUCCUGGCCUCCUCAAGAUGAAGUGGACCCUCUCUGGCCGGAAUCCUUAGAAGAAUGGACGCUGCUGCAGGAAGAGGACGCCCCGCAUCAGAGCAGGUGGCGGCGUUUCCCUCACAACGCGGACCUGAGCUCGACUUCCCGGCGGAAGCGCAAGAGGACCAAGAGCAGCCCGGACUGCCGGCUGGAGAAGAGGCAAAUGCGAGUGCGCGACCUCGGCCUGGGCUUCGACUCGGACGAGAUCGUGCUCUUCAAGUACUGCGUGGGCUCCUGCCACGGCGCCCGCGGGAACUACGACCUGGCGCUGAAGGCCCUGGUGGCCCAGGGGAGCGUCUCCGGGCGCAAGGUCAGCAGCCAGCCCUGCUGCCGGCCCAGCCGCUACGAGACCGUGUCCUUCAUGGACGCCCACACCAUGUGGCAGACCAUCAGGUGGCUCUCCGCGGCCGACUGCAGCUGCGUGGGCUGACCGGCCGGCGGACGCUUCUACGGGGAUGUGACGGAACCUUUCACCGGGGCCGGAGUGCGGCGGUCCUCACAAAGACAGGAUAAGGAGCCGAGGGACACUCGAGCUCUUGUCCAAAGCCUAGAGGCUGGCCAGAGUUGCUCCUGGAGGGAGGCCACAAAGCCGCCGUGGCACCGCGAGGAUUGUCUGCCGCCAGCCUGGAUUUAGAGCGGCCUGCUUUGACUCCUCCGCCAAAGCGAAGACCCCCUCAGGCAAGACUUUGAAGGACACCCCUUACUGCUGAUGUUUUCACAUGUUUGGUUGGCGUGGCAACCGGACGUCAAGCCGCUGUAACUUUGCCAAGUUCCAGGUUUGUCUUUUCGCCUCCGUUCAAAAGUAUCGGGACAGCUAAAAAGGGCCCCCGGUGUCGGCCCUGUUCUGCAGUUCUUCCACCUCCAGGCGGGCCUGGCUUUGUGCACCGGGGGCCCGUCCACGCAGCCUCGACCGGGGCCUUCACUACCAAAUGCUUCCACAUGCCUCCCGUGCGGAUUUAUGCCGGUCUUUAUAAGACCCAAUGUUGCUCUCACCUGUGACACAAGUCUACCUGGCAGCUCCGCAUCACACUGGGGGGUCAAGACACACAUCCUUGUAGUUCUGACCUUCUUGAGACCUCCGAAAAAUGCCUCUUUAGGACCACCCUUUCUAGAUAUAUAAAGAUUUGAAUUCACAACAUUAAUAAUAUACACAUACUGUGCAAAUAUAAAUAAGCUUUUAGUUAUUUAUUAAACUCAAAACAGGCUAACAACAAAAACACUGGUGCUAAGGCAGAAAAGGCAAACAAAGAGCUACUAGCGUGUGAGCUAGGGGAACAAAACCGAACACUUGCUCGAGGCACAACUGGCAAAACAAGGAGCUAGCAUGUGAGCUAGGAAAACGGCGAGCUAAACGAGAAAACUAGCAAGUCCAAAACAGUAGGUUACCAUAGAGGGGAGUCCACGAAGUCAUCGAUAGCGUGUAGCAAAACUUGACGAGUAAAUAAAAAAGGCAGGCUUAAAUACUGACGCAAUGAUCAAGACACCGGUGCGCGUAAAGCAAGAGCAGGUGGGACGAAUCAGAAACCAUGGUAACGGAACAAACAGGGAAGUGCACAAACAAACUCAAAGGUCCAAAUAACAGCCGAGCCGGGCAGCGGAUUGUGACACACUAUUUACUUCUAGUUAUUACAGUUUGUCUCUAUAGACAUAUUUAUUUUAUUAAUUUCGGUCAAAGGGGGCGCAUUUCAAUUUCUUACACACACUUGUUAUUUCAUAUGUCGACCAGAGGGGGAGCACUUUUAAAAGUGACACGAUGCAAAUAUAAAAAGGGAAGCUUCUAGUUCAUUUAAAAAAAAUGUUUUAAUUGUUUUCUAAAUCUUCAUUAUUUCUUUCUAAUUAUUACAGUAUUUCUAUAUACAUAUAUAUAUAUAUAUAUUUUUUAUUUUUUGGCCAUAGUAGCGCAUUUCAAUUUCUUACACAUCCUUGUUAUUUCAUAUGUUGACCAGAGGGGGAGCACUUUUAAAAGUGACAUUAUGCAAAUAUAAAAAGGUAAGCUUUUAGUUAAUUUUAAAAAAUAAAAUAAGAUUGUAAUUGUUUUUUUAAAUCUUCAUCAUUGGCUUCUAGUUAUUACAGUAUGUCUCUAUAUACAUAUUAAUUUUUUUUAUUUUUUUUAUUUUGGCCAAAGGGAGCGCAUUUUACUUUCUUACACACACUUGUUAUUUCAUAUGUUGACCAGAGGGGGAGCACUUUUAAAAAGUGACACUAUGCAAAUAUAAAAAGGUAAGCUGUGACAAUCGUGGGUACUUUAACUUUAACUUUUGAGUUAAUUAAAAAAUGUUUAAUUGGUUUGUAAAUCGUCAUUAUUUACGUCUAGUUAUUACAGUAUGUCUCUAUAUACAUAUUUAAAAAAAUAUGUAUAUAGGGAGCGUAUUUCAAUUCCUUACACACUUGUUAUUUCAUAUGUUGACCAGAGGGGGAGCUCUUUUAAAAGCGACAAACAGUCAAUGUGAACAAUCCCUCCUUUUUGGGAGCACCCUCAUUUUGAUAGAUAUCACCACAAAUGAGACAUUGUCUAUUAGAUGCAAUGUUAUUGGGACCAUCAUUUAUGUCAUCACUUCUUCACACCUCCUCAUAUGGAAGAUACUUUUCCUUCUUUGUGUCUCCAGAAGGCUAGAAAUACAAGCCCACACAUAGUUGACCUCCAUGUAAACACGUGUGUCUGCAGCGUCCUUGUUUACAUGUCAGUCAACAGAGUUGUGAGAUGCCAUGACAAAUAUAGACGGGAGCCAAGCGGCUUUUCAACACUCACUUUAAUUUUAGACGUGUCCAGACUUCAAACGGCCAACAAACGUUUUCGCCGUUUCGGACAAAGCACUCGGACUGCGUUCGCUGGUUUCAUGCGCGUGACUUGGACUCAGAUCAGGGGUGUCCAAAGCGUGGCCCGCGGCACAUUCUAGAAACUCAGCCUUUAAAAAGUGAAUAAAAGAGCAUCUGGGUGAAAUGUAACAAGAAAAAGUUGCAAUGUUGACUCUUAAGAACACAAAUUGGGAGGGCUAAAAACAAAAAGUUGUUUGCAGGCCGUGGAAGAAAUAAUGAAUGACAAUCAAAGUUAUGAAUGAUUAAUUUGUGCAAGGCUCCAAUUAUUCCACAUCUAAAAAUUCCAUUUGAAAUAUUUUUUGGGGGGGAAAAUAUUGCCAUAAAAAACGAAGGUUUCUUUGACAUGAAGGGCAUAAAACAAACAAACAAACAUGAAAAGUUAAAAAAAUACAUUAUAAUCAACACAUAGAUCUGAAGUUGAUCUAGACACUUAAGCGUAUGCAACACAUGUGUAACUUAUUUUUAACAUUUUUUACGGGGACUUUUUUUUUUUUUUAAUAAAACUCUUAUUGCUCAAAAAGAAAAAAACAAUUAGUAAUUAAAAUCAAUUUUGUUAUGCAUAUUUGACCUAUUUAAGGCUCCUAUUGCUUCAGAUCAAAUAUUCCAAAGUUUUUUUGGGGGAAA
This is a messenger RNA of Nerophis ophidion (straightnose pipefish), 3846 nucleotides long. RefSeq names its product artemin. Gene Ontology annotation, molecular function: glial cell-derived neurotrophic factor receptor binding; growth factor activity; receptor tyrosine kinase binding. The record is from RefSeq and is a predicted model, not a curated record. The transcript is spliced from 5 exons. The coding region runs from base 263 to 835 and encodes 190 amino acids. NCBI's taxonomy places the organism in Eukaryota, Metazoa, Chordata, Actinopteri, Syngnathiformes, Syngnathidae.